AUGUACGGAGCCAGGGCGGGAAACGAGAACAGCGGGGCCGGCGCGGCAGGCAGCAGGGCCGGCCGGCGCGGUAGCGGCGGCAGCGGUGGGCCGCGAGUGGCGUUGGGCGACGUGACGGCGCAGGUGAACAACCGGGGGCCGCGGGCGGGCGGCAAGGACGCGCGGGCGGGCAAGCCGCAGGGUGACGCGGCUGUGCAGGGCGGCGAGAAUGUGGAGGAGACGGUGCGGGCGGUGGGGCCGGUGUGGGAUGCGGCGGCGGAGGCGGCGGUGGCGGCAGCGGCGGCGGAGUACGGCGGGGCGCCGGACCCGGCGGACGAGGACACGUGGGACGCGGUGAUGGUGGCGGAGUACGCGCCGGAGAUCUUCGCGUACUUGCGCGGGCUGGAGGUGCGGUUUGCGCCGGCGGCGGACUACAUGCGCGGGCAGCCGGAGUUGCGGUGGGAGUACCGCGCGACGUUGGUGGACUGGCUCGUGCAGGUGCACUGCCGGUUCCAGCUCCUGCCGGAGACGUUGUACCUCACGGUCAACAUCAUCGACCGCUUUCUCAGCCGGAAGACGGUGACGCUCAACCGCUUCCAGUUGGUGGGCGCGGCGGCGCUCUUCAUCGCGAGCAAGUACGAGGAGAUCAACUGCCCGACGCUGCGGGAGUUGCUGUACAUGUUGGACAAUGCAUACACGGCGGACGAGGUGUUGAAGGCCGAGCGGUACAUGAUCGACACGUUGGAGUUUGAGUUUGGCUGGCCGGGGCCGAUGUCGUUUCUCCGGCGCGUGAGCAAGGCCGACAACUACGAGUACGACAUACGAACCUUGGCGAAGUACUUGUUGGAGACCACCAUCAUGGAUCCGCGUCUUGUCGCGGCACCGCCCAGCUGGCUCGCGGCGGGCGCAUACUACCUCAGCAGGAUCAUCAUCGGGUACAACACGUGGACGCGCCAGCACGUCUUCUACUCGGGGUACACGGCGGAGCAGCUCGUGUCGCUCGCGACCGUGAUACUCGAGAACUGCAGGCACGCGGAGACGCGCCACCAGGCCAUCUUCGAGAAGUACUCCAAGAGCCGCCAUCGCCGCUCCGCCCAGGUGGUUGCUCGGUGGAUCGCGAUGGCGGAGGAGAACCUCCAGCCGGCUUAA
This is a messenger RNA of Eremothecium gossypii ATCC 10895, 1128 nucleotides long. RefSeq names its product cyclin family protein. NCBI's taxonomy places the organism in Eukaryota, Fungi, Ascomycota, Saccharomycetes, Saccharomycetales, Saccharomycetaceae. Gene Ontology annotation, molecular function: cyclin-dependent protein serine/threonine kinase regulator activity. The record is from RefSeq and is marked provisional. Gene Ontology annotation, cellular component: cytoplasm; cyclin-dependent protein kinase holoenzyme complex; centrosome. The coding region runs from base 1 to 1128 and encodes 375 amino acids. The transcript has a single exon. Gene Ontology annotation, biological process: regulation of cyclin-dependent protein serine/threonine kinase activity; mitotic cell cycle phase transition.